Messenger RNA from Gordionus sp. m RMFG-2023, 1008 nucleotides. Its product is annotated as collagen alpha-1(IX) chain-like. Lineage: Eukaryota; Metazoa; Nematomorpha; Gordioida; Chordodea; Parachordodidae. The transcript is spliced from 7 exons. The coding region runs from base 1 to 1008 and encodes 335 amino acids. The record is from RefSeq and is a predicted model, not a curated record.
AUGAAAUCAGCUAAAUCUAUAUAUGAAUCGCCGAUAAGUCCUUCCUGCUCAUACAUCAGAGAAUACAAUCUCAACAAAGAUCUCUUCCGUUACGCUAACAUCACAAGAUUUAAGGGACUCAAGAGAAUAUCCUCAAGUACCGGAAAUGAAACCAUCGCAUACCAUUAUUCGAAAGGCAAUCAAUUUGUACUUCCGACUAUAAAACUAUUUCCGUACGGUUUCCCUCCUCACUUUACUUUAACGACCAGUUUCAAGAGAGACGCGGUAGACGCGUCUGUCGAUGAUGUUUGGAAUUUAUUCGUGAUAACGAAUGACACCAAUCAUCCAAUCAUAGGAAUCAGGAUUAACGGCCAGUACAAAAGCAUCGAAAUAUAUUCUUUGGAUCGAAGGUUCGACAGGCAAUGGCAAGUGUUCAGAGACGUUCCGAUCUUCGAUAAAUCAUGGCACAAACUCCAAAUAAUAGUUAUGGAAAAUGAAGUACAACUUAACGUGGAUUGUAAACAAUUCGAUAUCAUUUCCAGUCGUGGAAUGGCGGAAUUAGGAGCCAGUGGAAAUUUUAUAUUGACUUCCAAAGAGGGCAGCAAAAGAUCGAUAGGAGUCGAUGUUCGUUCAAUGAUUAUAAGUUGCGAAUUGAACCUACCAGAAUACGAAUAUUGCGCCCAUAGUAAUGACGAUAUGUAUCAUCACGAUUAUCAGGAUAUGGAAAAGGUUUACCAGCAUCAAAAAACCGCGGUAGUGACAAUCGAACCGUGCGACCAAACUUGUCCGGCAGGCCCACCCGGACCACCGGGGCCAAUUGGUCCUACCGGAAUUAUCGGCCCGUCCGGAGAAAAUGGAGAUCCGGGUUUGCGGGGGUUACCCGGUCUUCCGGGGAAAGAUGGAGACCUAGGGCUAAUGGGGCUACCAGGAGUCAAGGUUUUAGAAAUUUUAAUAGUUCGAGAGUUGUCCUUUAAUUUGAGUUUUAUAAUAUUCACUUCAUUUUAUCCCCAUCUUAAACUGAUAUGUUAA